Messenger RNA from Sphaerodactylus townsendi, 5187 nucleotides. RefSeq names its product collagen type VIII alpha 2 chain (gene COL8A2). The coding region runs from base 364 to 2448 and encodes 694 amino acids. Gene Ontology annotation, molecular function: protein binding. The record is from RefSeq and is a predicted model, not a curated record. The transcript has 4 exons. NCBI's taxonomy places the organism in Eukaryota, Metazoa, Chordata, Lepidosauria, Squamata, Sphaerodactylidae.
GAAUCGCUUGUGAAAAUCUGCUGGCUCCUUGCUUGGCGCGCUCAUUCGCAGCCUCGCCUGGCUCUGCCCUGUCCUCGCUCGUUUUCCCCUCUUCCUUCCCUCCCUCUCGCUCUUCCUCGCUCUCUUUUUUGCUGCAAAGGUGCCUCUCGCAGCCGCGAGGCGCUGCCAUUCCCAGGGACUAGGGAGGCUAUUCUAAGGCGCGACAAGUGCCCCGCCGGCUCGCCUGCAAACCCCGGCAGGGAGAGGGACAGAGACCCUCUCCGAGCCCUCCUCAAAGAAGUCACUCAUCACCUGGCUCAAUAGACAGAAGGACAGCCGACGGCCACUGUGCUCCUUUGAAGAGAGACGUACAGCAAAACCGCAAUGCUCCCUGAAAUGACCCUGUUGCUGCUGCUGUUGAUUGGCAUCUCCACAGUAGCUGGAGGGGGAGCAGGAGGAGGUUAUGCACAAAUCAAAUACAUGCCGCCUGUGGUGAAAGGACCUCUUGGCCCUCCAUUCCGGGAAGGCAAAGGACAGUACAUAGAUAUGCCGCCACCGCUGCUACCAAUGGACCUCAAAGGGGAACCUGGACCUCCUGGGAAGCCGGGCCCAAGAGGUCCUCCUGGCCCACCUGGCUACCCUGGGAAACCAGGCACUGGAAAACCAGGGCUUCAUGGCCAACCAGGCCCUGCUGGUCCACCUGGGUUUUCUGGCAUAGGCAAGCCAGGUAUCCCUGGCCUUCCCGGCAAGGCAGGAAUAAAAGGAAUGCCUGGUACGACAGGUGAGCCUGGCGUGAGAGGAGACCAAGGGCCAAGAGGCUUGCCGGGUCCACCAGGGUUGCCUGGACCUGCUGGGAUUUCUGUUAAUGGUAAACCAGGCUCCUCAGGUAGUCCAGGCCUACCAGGAUUCCGAGGGGAGCCUGGAGCAAAAGGAGAGCCUGGCCCCCGUGGUGAGCGUGGCAUGAAGGGUGAAAACGGAGUUGGAAAACCAGGGUUGUCUGGGCCACGGGGGAAUGCAGGAGCCCCUGGCCCCGCAGGGCCUCCAGGAGCUAUGGGCAUUGGGAAACCUGGAUUUGAUGGAUUGCCUGGUGCCCCAGGUGAAAAAGGUGACUUGGGUCUUCCAGGUGAGCCAGGUAUCAAUGGGCAGCCUGGGCCUAUGGGUCCACGUGGCCCACCUGGAGUUGAUGGAAUUGGUGUACCAGGUGCUGCUGGCAUACCAGGCAUGCAAGGCCAUCUGGGUCCUAAGGGGGAACCUGGCCUCCGUGGUCUUCCUGGUAUGCCUGGGCCUACAGGAUAUGGGAAGCCAGGUCUGCCUGGCUUAAAAGGAGACCGUGGUCAACCAGGCAUAUCUGGAGCCCUUGGUGACAAAGGAGAGCCUGGAAUAGAUGGUGAGCCAGGAGAGAUGGGCCCCCCUGGUGUUACUGGGUCACCAGGCCCUCCUGGUUCUAUGGGCAUGCCAGGCAAGCAUGGAAUUCCAGGCCCUAAAGGUGAGCCUGGACCAGCUGGGCCUGGAGGACAACCAGGCAUGCGUGGGGACCAAGGGCCCAGUGGUUUUGUGGGGAAGCCGGGGAUUCCUGGAGAGAGAGGGUUACCUGGAGCACAAGGGAUGGCUGGCCCAAUGGGUCCCAAAGGGGAAAGUGGUUUCAUAGGGCUUCCUGGGGUGCCAGGACAAACAGGAAUCAUGGGCCCUAAGGGGGAUGGAGGUAUCCCAGGGCAACCAGGUCUUCGAGGUCCAUCAGGCAUACCAGGUUUACAGGGGCCUUCUGGUCCAAUGGGCCCACAAGGUUUACCAGGCUUAAAGGGGGAGCCUGGCUUCCCAGGGCCGCCAGGAAAUGGCAAAGUAGGUGAGCGAGGAAUCGUGGGUCCCAUGGGGCCACCAGGGGUUCCUGGAAAUCCAGGAUUAAAUGGGCCACCAGGACUUCCAGGGCCACCGGGACCACCUGGUCCACCAGGGAUGUUUGAUGAGACAGGCAUCGCUGGCCUUCAUUUGCCAGAUGGAGGUGUAGAGGGAGCAGUGCUGGGGAACGGCAAGCAUGGAAAGCCACAGUAUGGCAGAGGAGAACUAUCUGCCCAGAUGGUACCAGCUUUCACCGCCAUCUUGACCUUACCAUUCCCAGCUUCAGGUAUGCCAGUAAAAUUCGAUAGGACUUUGUACAACGGGCAUAAUGGCUAUAAUCCAGUGACUGGGAUCUUCACAUGUCCCAUCUCUGGCAUCUACUACUUUGCCUAUCAUGUCCAUGUUAAAGGAACUAAUAUCUGGGUAGCACUUUACAAGAACAAUGUACCUGCCACCUAUACUUACGAUGAAUAUAAAAAGGGCUACUUGGACCAGGCUUCCGGUAGUGCUGUGCUUGAACUCAAAGAGAAUGACCAAGUCUGGAUCCAGAUGCCAUCGGAUCAAGCCAAUGGUUUGUACUCCACAGAAUACAUUCAUUCUUCUUUUUCCGGAUUCCUUCUCUGCCCUACAUAACAGCUGUUGGAAAGAUCUCCUUUUAUCUACUUUAGCCAUAAACUGUCUUUCAAAAGAAUACAAAACAUCACUGGGAAGAUGGUACAAACUGGUGCUGAGAAACUAUUUUGGCCAAGAAGAUCAGUAGAAGAGAGACUGUAUUGGCAGAUGUUUUCAGUACCCGUCUUUGUAUUCAGAAUUUAGUUUUCCCUAGUGACUGUACAUCAGACACAGAUGCUAACUUGGGGAUUAGUUGCCAUUCAGUUCUCUUAGACGCACAGAAGGCAUUUGAUCGAUGGCAGCAUGUGGAGAACUGCAGCCUGCAAUGUAUAAAGGUGUAGAAUUCCUUAUUCGAUUGAGGCAUCUUCUUCCAAAGUUAGCAUUUGUUCACGCUUUAGUUUUCUGUUGUAAAAUGUGAUCCAAGUCAGCCUUGGGGUAAUAAAGACUCAAUAUGGCGAACUGUGUCAAAGUGCAGAACACUUUGCAUCAACAGAAUGCACAGUACAUCUCUAUUGUAUCCUGUCCAGGGUAUACAGAGAGCAGGAUGGCAAGCAAAACAUAUUCCAAACCAUUCAGAGACUGUUGUGAUCUUAUGCCCCCCAAGACUCUCAAAGUCACAUUAAUCUAUUGGCAAGUAGAAAAACUCAACAUCCACACCUUGUGAAAAGCAGUGGCUGCAAAACAACAACCCUGCGAAGAGGUGUCUGACACUUCCAAUACAAAGGCACUACAAGGCACAGCUUUCAACACUUGCUUACUUAGCUGGGAAAGGACGUGUUACACUAUCUUCAAAGUGCCAGUUAACAGACAUUUUUUUCAGGAUGUGUAAACAAUUUUUGUUAUUGUUGAUGAAAGUGGCAGAAGCACCCGGCCUCCAUGAAUUUCUUGAUUUACAAAAAGUAGAGUCCAUUUCUAACUUUCCACUUGGUUGUGGGUUUUUUUACAACGGUGCUAUUAGCUACUUAAUGUUAUUCACAAGUAUAGUGCAAUAUCUAUCACAAAAAGGUGCAAAAUGUUAUGUACAAAGAUUUCUGUGAUUAAGAAAAAAGGAAUAAUGUCAUUGUCUUUUUUUAACCACUGUCUCACUAAUGCUUGAAAUGUCACCCAUCUGACUCUGGGUUACAAGGCUACUUGGCUCUUGGGAGGAGGAGGUAUGGAUUGUUGGUCAUGUGGAUAUCAUCAUUGACUAGGAGCAUUCAAAACCUUCCGUUCUACAGAAUGCCUUAAAAAAUAGCAAUGCCUUAUAUUGAUUUUAAAAAGAGAGACCUCAUCCUGGAGAAAUGAGAUGCUGUUUAAAUGACACCACGUAAAACUAUACUAAGAAUCCCUUUCUGUGUAGAACUGGACUGAAGAAGAAAAAGAAGAAUGAAUCCAGUUUGUGUUUAAAGACUAUUCUGUGCAUGUGUCCAGGAUGCCCACAAUACGGCCAGUGAUUUGGUAUAACUCUCCAGGUUUAUUGUAGAUAUAAAUAUUUAAACCAUGUUAGAAAAACAACACAAUCAAUGCUGAGUUUGUCACAAGAGUUCGACAAUAAAAGAUGGGGUGGGGGAGACCCCAAUCUGGAUUACGGAAGGCAGGAUUAACACAGAGAGAGCACUGAGAGACUUGGCUGGCUGGCUGGCUUGCAUUCAUGCUCCCGCCUUCCUCCAACAAAUGGUGUGAUUUGGACACCACACAAUAUAGGCCCAAGAUUUCCUUCCAUCUGAUGUUUUCAAAAAUUCCUAAAGACAGGGAGAAUGCCAAAAGCACAGUGCACUUGCAAUAAAGAUUUUUGGUAUCACACUGGGUCAUAACAGACUCAAUUUAAAGAAUCCCCAGAGCACAGAUUUCCUAUGUGACUAAUAUUGGAAGAAGAGUGCUUGGAGUAUUGCGCUUUCAAUUUAGAAGUAUUUUCCUGUGGAGAACUUCCAUUUAAACACCAUUAGAUCAAAGAAAAUGUGUUACUUUUUAACAGUCACACUGUCAGAGGUGGAAAGACUGGUAGAUAAUAUUCGAACAGCAGUUUAAGAGCUCAUUAAAUCCAAGAUCUGCUCCCAGGUGCCUUGAACACAAUUUAUUUAUACUGUGUUCUAACACAGACAGAAUACUUUUUUUUCCUUUACAGAUUCCUUACUUGUGUUUGGCUGGCAAGAAAACACAAGUGGCAAACUGCACAAACUCAGCAACGUUAACUGAUUCAGUUCUAUUAAGUACCAUUUUGCAGCCUCACUAUUCCGAUACAAAGCAUUAAAAACUUCUGCAUUCAUGUAACUUAAAACUUUUAAACACAGCAUAUCAAAAGGUAUCAUUAUUACACAAAUGAACAGGCUGUUUGGCAAGUCAUGGAUUAGCUUAUUUUUACUGAAGUGAAAAUAAACCUGCUAUUUGUCUGAGAACUGUUGGGUUUUCAUGUACAAAACCAGGGGGGAAAUUUGGUUUCAGUCAGUAGAAAGAUCAGGUUUGAAGACUUAUUUCAAGUAUGCAUUACAAUAUGCAUUUUUAUAUAUCAAUUCUUACUUUUUAAAACAAAGUUUGCCUCUAGUAUUUUCAUUUCUAACCUAGUAUAUAGAGAGGUUUUUGGUUUUUUAGUUUUGUAAAUACUUAUGUUACAUGCACUGUUUCAUAGUAAAUUUGGUUUAAAAUGCACUCUUGUUUUGUGAUCAAAAACUGGCCCUCACUUCUGAACUGAAACUACAGUACUUGAUUGUAUUGACCCAACAUCAAUAAAUCUUAUUUUACAAAAAAAAAAUGUAUUUCAGUCACGCCCUAUAAGAAAAUCAA